This is a messenger RNA of Rhodamnia argentea, 1050 nucleotides long. RefSeq names its product ras-related protein RHN1-like. The record is from RefSeq and is a predicted model, not a curated record. The coding region runs from base 271 to 816 and encodes 181 amino acids. Lineage: Eukaryota; Viridiplantae; Streptophyta; Magnoliopsida; Myrtales; Myrtaceae. Gene Ontology annotation, molecular function: GTPase activity; GTP binding. The transcript has 8 exons.
UGCGAUCUGUGAUGAUGUUGAGCCUGUCGAAUGAUUCUUAAUUAAGCUCGAGCUGCCGCAUAUUCCUGCAUGGUGGAUUGCUUGGAUAGGAAGCCAAUUCUCGGAGUACAAGCACCAUCGCUAAAAAUUUGCCAACAGUAUCCAAAAAAGGAACGUGCUUGCUAGCGAUUUGUUGUUGGAAGUUGGUGUUUAGUAGGUUGCAGCCUUUCAUAUUAGCAAUGUUGAGUUGCUACUUCCCAUCUGGAAUUUCGCCUGGUACUUCUCGGGGACAUGGGAGCUGGAAAAACGAGUCUGGUACUGAGAUUUGUCAAAGGCCAAUUCCAUGAGUACCAGGAAUCCACUAUCGGCGCAGCCUUCUUUACUCAGGUCUUGUCACUGAACGAAGCGACCGUGAAGUUUGAUAUAUGGGAUACUGCUGGGCAGGAAAGAUAUCACAGCUUGGCUCCAAUGUACUAUCGAGGUGCUGCUGCGGCUGUCGUUGUCUAUGACCUUACUAGCAUGGACUCAUUUCAACGGGCCAAAAAAUGGGUUCAAGAAUUGCAGAGACAAGCAGGGAAUCCCAAGUUAAUAAUGUUCCUGGUGGCAAACAAGGCAGACCUGAAUGAGAAGAGGCAAGUGCAUAAUGAGGAAGGCGAGCAAUAUGCUAAGGAAAAUGGUUUGUCUUUUCUUGAAACAUCAGCAAAGACUGCACAGAAUGUCAAUGAGCUUUUCUAUGAGAUAGCAAAGAGAGUUGCAAAAGCUACUCCUUCACGACCGACUGGAAUGAAGCUGCAGAGACAAGAAAGUCGAAGAAGCUUAUUUUGUUGCUCGGUGUGAUUCCAGCGCUUGGUCUUUGAAAUCGCUGAGAAUGGCUGUGGUGCACUUACCUCUUGCGGUCGUCGAUGUUGAAGAUGGAACCUCAUUCAGACUCUGGCUCGUGAAUACUCUUCAUAUGUACACAGUAUUUCACUGAACAAAACCUUUCUCUUACAACUUCAAUUGUAUCACAUUCUCCUUCAUGUGGAAAUGGUUAUGGAAACUCAUAAGCAAUGACAAAUGUUGCUCUGAAAA